GCUUGCAUUGCAUCCUCCACCGACAUAGGCCCAGUAUGAAAUUCAACAUUGCCAAUCCGGCUACAGGCCAACAAAAAUUGCUCGACAUUGAUGAUGAAAAUCGCUUUCGUAUCUUUUACGAUAGGCGUAUGGGUCAGGAAAUCCCCGCCGACUCUCUGGGCGAUGAAUGGAAGGGAUACAUCGUGCGAAUUACUGGUGGUAACGACAAGCAAGGUUUCCCUAUGAAGCAAGGUGUUCUCUUGCCUCAUCGUGUCCGCCUGCUCCUCAGCGAGGGUCACUCGUGCUACCGCCCUCGCCGUGAUGGUGAGCGUCGGCGCAAAUCCGUUCGUGGAUGCAUCGUCGCCUCCGACAUUGCUGUCCUCUCCUUGGUUAUUGUCCGGAAAGGUGAAGAAGAUAUCCCUGGGCUGACCAACCAGGUUCUGCCCAAGCGGUUGGGUCCUAAGCGAGCGAGCAAGAUUCGUAAAUUCUUCAACUUGAGCAAGGAGGAUGAUGUUCGCAAGUACGUUAUUCGUCGCGAGGUCAAGUCUCAAAAGAAUCCCGAUGCCAAGCCCUACUUCAAGUCCCCUAAAAUUCAACGCCUUGUCACACCUGUCCGCCUUCAACGCCGAAGACGUCUCCUGGCCCUCAAGCGUAGGAAAAUUCAUAGUCAUUCGCAGCAGAAGGCGGAGUACGAUGCCCUCGUUGCCAAACGUAUCGCAGAGAAGAAAGUGAGCUUGGAUGCUCGUCAGGAGAAGAAGCGGGUGAAGAAGGCUCAACGUGAGGCAAUUUAUGGCCCCGCACGAAAGGGUGGGGAUAAGAGUAAGAAAGGACGAGGAGAUAGAAAGUCCCAGCCCAGAUGGGGACCACGAGCUUCUGAACCUACGUCCGCCUCUGCCCCUCAGGCUGCUCCUGCUGAAGCUGUUUAGGCAUCUCAAAUCUGAUUUUCUGUAUUCUCAAAUAUUAGGAAGUCCGUUUGAAUCUUCAUGCUGUUUUGUUUAUGAUGCUUCGUAUGAACAAAUAUUAUGCAUGAUAUUUUCUC
Molecule: messenger RNA, 1018 nt
Organism: Cantharellus anzutake
Lineage: Eukaryota; Fungi; Basidiomycota; Agaricomycetes; Cantharellales; Hydnaceae
Product: ribosomal protein S6e-domain-containing protein
Exons: 5
Coding region: 36-905 (289 amino acids)
Biological process (GO): translation
Cellular component (GO): ribosome
Molecular function (GO): structural constituent of ribosome
Source: RefSeq, a predicted model, not a curated record